Ipomoea nil (Japanese morning glory) is the source of this 525-nucleotide messenger RNA. RefSeq lists its product as uncharacterized. The record is from RefSeq and is a predicted model, not a curated record. Lineage: Eukaryota; Viridiplantae; Streptophyta; Magnoliopsida; Solanales; Convolvulaceae. The transcript has 2 exons. The coding region runs from base 1 to 525 and encodes 174 amino acids.
AUGACUUACUGUUUGGAGAUUAUGUCUACUCAAGCCAUCAACCCAAGUCAUGGUGGUUCAAUUUCCAGGCAUAGAGUGAUUUACUGUGACCGUGAAGAUGGUGAUCGAAGAUUACAUGCUGAUUAUCUUUCAGAAAAUCCAAAAUAUAAUGAGGCAAUAUUUCGUAGACGAUUUCGGAUGAGUCAAAAUUUUUUCUUACGAAUUGCCAACGCUGUUGCAGAUCACGAAAAUUAUUUUGUGCAACGGAGAGAUAAAAUCGGUAGACUAGGCUUCUCUACUUUACAAAAAGUAAUAGCAGCAUUUCAAAUUUUGGUUUAUGUAGUAGGAGCAGAUGCAACAGAUGAAUACAUCCAAAUUGGGGAAUCAACAGCAAUUGAAAGGUCGAAUAAUGAUAUUAAUGUGUUGGAGGCAUCACAUUUGUUUGCAAACAUUGCAAAUGGUACGACACCUCCUACUCAUUAUGUUAUUCAAGGGAAAGUGUACGAUAUAGGAUAUUAUUUAGCUGAUGAGAUAUAUCCGAAAUGA